AUGUCAACUAUCGACGAUAAAUCUUCUGUGGAUGGUGUCCAUGUCGUACCCGUCCAUAAAUCCCAGGGACCCGAUGCUCAUCUAGGUACUAUCCCAGAGACCGAAGAUGCCAAUGCGUUUUUGGCUUCUCAUGCAAUUGGUACAUAUACCGACGAGUCAAAUAAGAAAUUACUUCGUCGAAUCGAUAUGUACCUCAUGCCUAUGAUGUGUAUUUCAUAUUGUAUACAAUAUAUCGAUAAAUCAGCUUUGGCCUAUGCUGCUGUUUUUGGAGUCAAGAAAGAUCUGGGUUUGGUAGGACAGGAAUAUUCUCUGUUGACUUCUUUAUUCUAUAUCGGUUACCUCGUUGCUGAAUACCCUCAAGCUUGGCUGAGUCAACGUUACCACAUUGGUCGAUUCCUGGGUGUGAUCAUGUUCAUCUGGGGUGGUAUCCUCAUGUGUUCAGCUGCUACCCAAAAAUUCGCCGAUAUCGCCGCUGUGAGAUUUUUCCAAGGUGUAUUCGAAUCUGCUCUUACCCCAGCAUAUAUCAUCGUAACCGGAAUGUGGUAUACGAGACGAGAACAGCCAUUCAGAGUAGCGAUCUGGUACUCUAUGAAUGGUCUAGGAAACGCCAUCGGAGCAUUGAUCUCUUAUGGGAUGGGUCUCAUCAGUGGAAAAUUGGAUUCUUGGAGAUACAUCUUUAUCAUUGAGGGUAUCAUGACUAUUAUUUGGAGUUUUGUGGUUUUUGCUAUCUUCCCUUCGUCACCUAUGAGAGUGAGGUGGUUGAACGACGCUCAGAAAGUACAAGCUGUAGAGAGGAUUAGAAGUAAUAGGACAGGUAUCUUGAACAGGGAAUGGAAAUGGGAUCAAGUAAAGGAAGCUUUGGACCCCCGUAUUGAUCCCAGUGGACAUAUUCUAUUCUGGGCAUGUGUAUUGAACGAAGUUAUCAACGGCGGUGUAUCCACCUACAAAGGUCUGGUAAUCAAAUCUAUCGGCUGGACAGAUUUACAAUCUUCUUUGUUCGGUAUAGCCUACGGUGCAGCAGUAACCAUCGAAAUUGCUUCCUGUGGAUAUUGCGCUAUGCGAUUCAAAAAUGCCAGACACUGGUGUAUGAUACUUUGGUUACUACCUUCAGCUAUCGGAAUGAUCCUUCAGAUCACUCUUCCAACUUCGAACAAAGCUGGAAAAACCAUUGGUGUAUUGUUAAUGCCUUCUUUUGUCGGUUCUUUGGCUUUAUGUAUGGGUAUCCCAGGUCAAAAUACAGCUGGAUUCACCAAAAGAAGUGUAGUAGUAGGUAUGGCAUUCAUCGGAUACUGCGUAGGGAAUAUCAUCGGUCCUCUUGCAUGGGUCUCAGGCCAAACUCCAGCUUACAUCUCAGGAUACACGACCUGUUUAGCCUGUAUGGCCGGUCAAGUGGUAUUAUUCUUGUUAUUGAGAAUCUACUACGCUAGACAGAACAAGCUCAGAGAUCAGAUGGUAGCUGCCGGUCAAGCUCCCGAUCCCUCGAUUCCCGAUGGAGGAGAAUUCGAAGAUUUGACUGAUAAACAGGAUUUGAAAUUCCGUUAUACUUUGUAA
Kwoniella botswanensis is the source of this 1551-nucleotide messenger RNA. RefSeq lists its product as uncharacterized. The record is from RefSeq and is a predicted model, not a curated record. Bases 1 to 1551 code for a protein of 516 amino acids. Gene Ontology annotation, cellular component: membrane. The transcript has 9 exons. Gene Ontology annotation, molecular function: transmembrane transporter activity. Gene Ontology annotation, biological process: transmembrane transport. NCBI's taxonomy places the organism in Eukaryota, Fungi, Basidiomycota, Tremellomycetes, Tremellales, Cryptococcaceae.